Heterocephalus glaber (naked mole-rat) is the source of this 5665-nucleotide messenger RNA. RefSeq names its product diaphanous related formin 1 (gene Diaph1). Gene Ontology annotation, molecular function: small GTPase binding; actin binding. NCBI's taxonomy places the organism in Eukaryota, Metazoa, Chordata, Mammalia, Rodentia, Bathyergidae. Gene Ontology annotation, biological process: actin cytoskeleton organization; actin filament polymerization. The record is from RefSeq and is a predicted model, not a curated record. Gene Ontology annotation, cellular component: actin filament.
AUGGAGCCCUCCGGUGGGAGCCAGGGGCCCGGCCGCGGGACCCGGGACAAGAAGAAGGGCCGGAGCCCGGAUGAGCUGCCUGCGACGGGCGGCGACGGCGGCAAAUCCAAGAAAUUUACUUUGAAGCGGCUCAUGGCAGAUGAGCUGGAGAGAUUUACCAGCAUGAGAAUUAAGAAGGAGAAAGAAAAGCCCAAUUCUGCUCAUAGAAAUUCUUCUGCAUCAUAUGGGGAUGAUCCUAUGGCACAGUCAUUGCAAGAUAUUUCAGAUGAGCAAGUUCUAGUUCUCUUUGAACAGAUGCUGCUGGAUAUGAACCUGAAUGAGGAGAAACAACAACCUUUGAGGGAGAAGGACAUUGUUAUCAAGAGGGAGAUGGUGUCCCAGUACUUACACACCUCCAAGGCUGGCAUGAGCCAAAAGGAGAGUUCUAGGUCUGCCAUGAUGUACAUUCAGGAGUUGAGGUCAGGCUUGCGGGAUAUGCCUCUGCUCAGCUGCUUGGAGUCCCUUCGUGUCUCUCUCAACAACAACCCUGUCAGUUGGGUACAAACAUUUGGUGCCGAAGGCCUGGCUUCUUUAUUAGACAUCCUCAAACGACUUCAUGAUGAAAAAGAAGAGACUCCUGGAAGCUAUGAUAGCCGGAACCAGCAUGAGAUUAUUCGCUGCUUGAAAGCUUUUAUGAACAACAAGUUUGGAAUCAAGACCAUGUUGGAGGCCGAAGAAGGAAUCCUAUUGCUGGUCAGAGCCAUGGAUCCUGGAGUUCCCAGCAUGAUGAUUGAUGCAGCUAAGCUGCUUUCUGCUCUCUGUAUCCUACCACAGCCAGAGGACAUGAAUGAACGAGUUUUGGAGGCAAUGACAGAAAGGGCCGAGAUGGAUGAAGUGGAACGUUUUCAGCCUCUGUUGGAUGGAUUAAAAAGUGGGACCUCCAUUGCAGUCAAGGUGGGAUGUCUACAGCUGAUCAAUGCUCUCAUCACUCCAGCUGAAGAACUUGACUUCCGAGUUCACAUCAGAAGUGAACUGAUGCGCUUGGGGCUGCACCAGGUGUUGCAGGACCUUCGAGAGAUUGAAAAUGAUGAUAUGAAAGUGCAGCUAACUGUGUUUGAUGAACAAGCAGAAGAAGAUUCCUAUGAUCUAAAGGGACGGCUGGAUGACAUUCGUAUGGAGAUGGAUGACUUUAGUGAAGUCUUCCAAAUUCUCUUAAACACUGUGAAGGACUCAAAGGCAGAGCCACACUUCCUGUCCAUCCUACAGCACCUGCUGUUGGUCCGAAAUGACUAUGAGGCUAGGCCACAGUACUAUAAGUUGAUUGAGGAAUGUAUUUCCCAGAUAGUUCUUCAUAAGAAUGGGGCUGAUCCUGACUUCAAGUGCCGGCACCUCCAGAUUGAUAUUGAAGGAUUGAUUGAUCAAAUGAUUGAUAAAACAAAGGUGGAGAAAUCUGAAGCCAAAGCUACAGAGCUAGAAAAAAAGCUGGACUCAGAGUUAACAGCCCGACAUGAGCUACAAGUGGAAAUGAAAAAGAUGGAAAGUGACUUUGAACAGAAACUUCAGAAUCUUCAGGGAGAAAAGGAUGCAUUGGAUUCUGAAAAGCAACAAAUUGCCGUAGAGAAACAGGACCUGGAAACAGAGAUGUCCCAGCUCACAGGAGAGGUUGCCAAGCUGUCAAAAGAACUGGAAGAUGCCAAGAAAGAAAUAGCUACUCUGUCUGCUGCAGCUGUUGCUGUAGCUCCUUCUGUUCUUAGUAGUACUACUGUUCCCCCUGCCCCUCCUCUACCUGGUGCCUCUGGCACUGUUAAUCUACCCCCACCUCCUCCUCCCCUUCCUGGAGUUGGUUCUAAUCUUCCAACUUGCCCUUUGCCUGGUAAUGUUUGCAUCCCCACACCCUCUUCUAUGCCUGCAGGUACUGGCAUCCCUCCACCCCCUCCUUUGCCAGGGGCUAUGGACACCCCCCCCCCACCUCCUUUGCCUGGAAGUACCUCCAUUCCCCCACCCCCUCCUUUGCCUAGAAGUACUUCCAUCCCCUCACCCCCUCCUUUGCCUGGAAUUACUUACAUCCCUCCACCCCCUCCUUUGCCCGGAAGUACUUCUAUCCCCCCACCUCCUCCCUUGUCUGGAAGUACUUCCAUUCCCCCACCACCUCCUUUGCCUGGGGGUGCUGGCAUCCCCCCACCUCCUCCCUUGCCCGGAGGAGUGGGAAUACCACCUCCCCCGCCACCUCUUCUUGGUGGUCCUGGAAUUCCUCCACCCCUUCCAUUUCCUGGAGGUCCUGGCAUUCCUCCACCUCCAGCUGGAAUGGGUAUGCCUCCACCUCCCCCUUUUGGAUUUGGAGUUCCUGCAGCCCCAGUUCUGCCAUUUGGAUUAACUCCUAAAAAGGUUUAUAAGCCAGAGGUGCAGCUCCGGAGGCCAAACUGGUCCAAGUUUGUGGCUGAGGAUCUUUCCCAGGACUGCUUCUGGACAAAGGUGAAAGAGGACCGUUAUGAGAAUAAUGAACUUUUUGCCAGACUUAGCCAUACCUUUUCUGCCCAGACCAAAACUUCCAAAGCCAAGAAGGAUCAGGAAGGUGGAGAAGAAAAGAAAUCUGUACAAAAGAAAAAAGUAAAAGAAUUAAAGGUGUUGGAUUCAAAGACUGCCCAGAAUCUAUCAAUCUUUUUGGGUUCCUUCCGCAUGCCCUAUCAAGAGAUUAAGAAUGUCAUCCUGGAGGUGAAUGAAGCUGUACUGACCGAGUCUAUGAUCCAGAACCUCAUUAAACAGAUGCCAGAACCAGAGCAGUUAAAAAUGCUCUCUGAACUGAAGGAUGAGUACGAUGACCUGGCGGAGUCAGAGCAGUUUGGCGUGGUGAUGGGCACAGUGCCCCGUCUGCGACCUCGCCUUAAUGCCAUCCUCUUCAAGCUACAAUUCAGCGAGCAAGUGGAGAAUAUCAAGCCAGAGAUUGUGUCUGUUACUGCCGCUUGUGAGGAGCUGCACAAGAGCGAGGGCUUCUCCAGGCUCCUAGAAAUUACCCUCCUUGUUGGAAACUAUAUGAAUGCUGGCUCCAGGAAUGCUGGUGCUUUUGGCUUCAAUAUCAGCUUCCUCUGUAAGCUUCGAGACACCAAGUCCACAGAUCAGAAGAUGACAUUGUUGCACUUCUUGGCUGAGUUAUGUGAGAAUGACUAUCCUGAUGUCCUCAAGUUUCCAGAUGAGCUUGCCCAUGUGGAGAAAGCCAGUCGAGUUUCUGCUGAAAACUUGCAAAAGAACCUAGAUCAGAUGAAGAAACAGAUUUCUGAUGUGGAACGUGAUGUUCAGAAUUUUCCUGCAGCCACAGAUGAAAAAGACAAGUUUGUUGAAAAAAUGACUAGCUUUGUGAAGGAUGCACAGGAACAGUAUAACAAGCUGCGGAUGAUGCACUCAAACAUGGAGACUCUCUAUAAGGAGCUGGGCGAGUACUUCCUCUUUGACCCCAAGAAGUUAUCUGUGGAAGAAUUCUUCAUGGAUCUGCACAACUUUAGGAAUAUGUUUUUGCAAGCAGUCAAGGAGAACCAGAAGCGACGGGAGACAGAAGAAAAGAUGCGGCGAGCAAAACUAGCCAAGGAGAAAGCAGAGAAAGAACGGCUGGAGAAGCAGCAGAAGAGAGAGCAACUCAUAGACAUGAAUGCAGAGGGAGAUGAGACAGGGGUGAUGGACAGUCUUCUGGAAGCUCUGCAGUCAGGAGCAGCAUUCCGACGGAAGAGAGGACCCCGUCAGGGCAAUAGGAAGGUCGGGUGUCUUGCAUCAAUGCUACCUCCAGACCUGAUCAAGGAUGAUGUCAUAACUGCUGGUCCUGCCAAGGUGUCCAAGAACAGUGAAGGAGUCCCCACAAUCCUUGAGGAAGCCAAGGAGUUGGUUGGCCGUGCAAGUUAACCUGGAUCCCAUGGCCACAGCAGCUCCUAAAUGGAGCCCAGACUGUCCUGCCCUGUAGCAUGUGCCUAAAGGGUCAGGGAGUGUUCCUCUAGAGCGGCCACUCCUAUCACCCUGACCAUUUCUUUCUGUCUGGCCUGCUGCUCUCUGAACAUUACAUACAUCUUCAGCUGCCUCUGGAGACCAAAAGGGCAGUGUGGGAGAGAUCUGAGCCCAACCCAGCCAGCCCUGGCCAUUGUGUUACCAAAGUAGGGUCCGUGUUUGCUGCCUUAACCCUGUCUCCUCUGUUACUCAGAGGGCCUUUUUUCAGACAAGGCCCAUCCUGCUUUCUCAGCCCGACUUUCUAGUGGGCCUUCCCUAGGUCAAUCUUGCUGGCUUUAUGCUUUUCUUUUGUGGUAUCUCUGGCCCUGAGAACAGCAUGGGGCUUAUGAACCUUUGGGCUAGAGCCCUCUUUCAUUGCUGUCACCUCUGCUCUUCCCCCUAUUGGCUAUUGUUAUUUAUUACUAAUGCUGUGGCACUGGGAGCUGCUUCUGAGGAAGCAGGGAGCAAAUCCCAUCUUAACCCACCUUCCUGGGAAGGGGCUCCCAAAACAAAAAGGAUCUGGACUGCUCUACUUGUGCCCCAGUGGCAGAGGCCUGAGCCCAUGGGCAGGUUGCUAGGGCAUAGUGACAGCGUGGGCCACCUCUCCAACUUGCUGCCAUGCUUUGUGUCCUUGCCUCCCUGAACCCUCAGUACCAGGCCCCGCCCAGGCUCCUGAGCCAGGGUCCCUAAUGCCUUCCCCAAAGCUUUGGUGCAUCUCAUUUGGAGUAUGGGCUGUAGUGCGACCAUCCUACACCUCACCCUCCGUCUCCAAGGAAAUGGGAGGUGGAGCCUCCUGGCUGAGAAAUUGUUUUGCAAAUGGAUCUAUUUUUGUACAAAAAAAUUUUUUUAAAGAAAAAUAACUUCCUUUCCCCUUCCCCUUCCAUAAUCAAAGAGGCUUUGAUAUUAGAUUCAGAGUUCCUGGGGUUCUCUUCAUAGGCCUCAGUGCUAAGCAUGCCCUUGGACCGUGUCCUCAACUGUCAACCCCCCCCCCCCCAGAACUCGGAGGCCAAGGCAGAUCCUCCCCCAGCAUCAGUUCUGGGCAGGAGAGAUCUCUUCUGGUUGGGCUGGGCCAAGCCUAAGAGUAGCAGGAACUCUAAGGCACAAGUUUUAUGAAUUCAGUAAAUUACCAAGCCAAAUGUGCAGAUGCUCACUGGAUAUCCUGAGAAGUGGGCCCAGAGGUGCUCCACACACCAUACCCCACUUCCUUCUGAAUAGUGGGCAGGGUGAACUGUUUGGUGGCCCCAACCCCAGGAAGCUCGGGUUCUCUGGCUUAGGGUGACACCUGUACCCUACUAUGUCCCUUUGAGCUUUCCACUUCAGCAAGGAGAGAAUGGCAUUGUUAAUGACUGGCCCAGAAGUACACUUGGUAGAACAUGGGGGAACUUGGGAGGCUUGCGGGUGACUCCAGGGGGCCUUGUGACAGGAAAGAAGGUUCUGGUUGCUAGAACUUGUGUCUGAAGGGGCAAAGGCAGCCCCAGGAAGACUGUGGUGCAGGAGCUCUGUUGCUCUCUUGGGUUGUCACCUUCCUCUUGCUCGCUGACAUCUAGGGCUUUGACCCUUUCUUUUUUAAUGUACUUUUGCUAAGAUGCAUUUAAUAAAAAAACAAAAACUGGGGUUGGGAGACAAAAUUCAAACCUAUUUCCCACACCACUUGGGCUCCCGGGAUGUCAUCACCUCCAGUUUGAUGGGUUUCCAACUGUUAAUAAAACAUUGAACAGCA